Messenger RNA from Penicillium oxalicum, 1284 nucleotides. RefSeq names its product proteasome regulatory particle base subunit RPT3 (gene rpt3). Bases 1 to 1284 code for a protein of 427 amino acids. The transcript is spliced from 6 exons. Gene Ontology annotation, cellular component: proteasome regulatory particle, base subcomplex. NCBI's taxonomy places the organism in Eukaryota, Fungi, Ascomycota, Eurotiomycetes, Eurotiales, Aspergillaceae. Gene Ontology annotation, biological process: proteasome-mediated ubiquitin-dependent protein catabolic process. Gene Ontology annotation, molecular function: ATP binding; proteasome-activating activity; ATP hydrolysis activity. The record is from RefSeq and is a predicted model, not a curated record.
AUGGGAGACGUCGCCGUGGAGAAUCCGGCCAACAGCGUCACGCCUCUCCCGAAGCCGGGCGCCCUUGAUGCCCUCGCCAACCUGGAUUCGCUAGAGGGAGCUGGAGCGGACGGAAACGAUGAAUAUGCCACCUUGAAACGGCUACAGAGACACUUGGAAUACAUUCAGCUGCAGGAAGAAUACAUCAAGGACGAGCAAAGGAGUUUGAAGCGAGAGCUUGUCCGGGCACAAGAAGAGAUCAAACGGAUACAGAGCGUGCCAUUGGUGAUUGGACAGUUCAUGGAGGCUAUUGACCAGAAUACCGGCAUCGUCCAAAGUUCAACCGGCUCUAAUUACGUUGUCCGCAUCCUGUCCACGCUUGAUCGCGAGAAGUUGAAGCCCUCUUCAUCGGUCGCACUCCACCGUCACUCCAACGCCCUGGUCGAUAUCCUCCCGCCCGAGGCAGACUCUUCAAUUGCCAUGCUGGGCGAGAACGAAAAGCCAGAUGUGACUUAUGCCGAUGUGGGUGGUCUGGACAUGCAAAAGCAAGAGAUUCGGGAGGCGGUUGAGUUGCCAUUGACGCAUUUCGACCUCUACCGCCAGAUCGCUGACCGGACCACACAGGUAUCGAUCCGCCUCGUGGUGUUGUUGUAUGGUCCUCCUGGUACCGGCAAGACCAUGUUGGUCAAGGCUGUGGCCAACAGCACCACCGCCAGCUUCAUUCGUGUGAAUGGCUCUGAGUUUGUGCAGAAGUAUUUGGGUGAAGGUCCGCGUAUGGUCCGUGACGUCUUCCGUAUGGCGCGGGAAAAUUCGCCCGCCAUCAUCUUCAUUGACGAGAUUGACGCCAUCGCCACCAAACGUUUCGAUGCCCAGACUGGUGCCGAUCGUGAAGUGCAGCGUAUUCUACUGGAGCUGCUGAACCAGAUGGACGGCUUCGAGCAGACCAGUAAUGUCAAGGUGAUCAUGGCCACCAACCGGGCCGAUACUUUGGAUCCGGCCUUGCUGCGUCCCGGUCGUUUGGAUCGAAAGAUUGAAUUCCCCUCCCUGCGUGACCGUCGCGAACGCCGCCUUAUCUUCUCCACCAUUGCCUCGAAGAUGUCGCUGUCUCCGGAGGUGGAUCUGGACUCAUUGAUCGUCCGCAAUGAACCGCUGUCGGGCGCCGUCAUUGCCGCGAUCAUGCAAGAGGCCGGCCUUCGAGCAGUGCGCAAGAAUCGAUACAAUAUCAUCCAGAGCGAUCUGGAGGAUGCGUAUGCGGCGCAGGUCAAGAGUGGCCAUGAGGAUGAUCGCCUCGACUUCUACCGUUAA